UUUGUAGUCAGGAUGUGGCACCGUGCAGUCAUACAUCUGCUUUGUGCGUUUGGAUUCUUACACAAAGGUCAAACCUCUCUGGUCCAAUGUCAGCACGAUGUGUUAGCAGCUCUAGGAGACAACACCUACUUGAGCUGUCGUUUGAUGCAGUCUAAAGAUGUCGUGCAAGUCACGUGGCAGAAAAUUAUUCCUGGUGGGACGACGGAUGUCGUUUCUUACAACAAACACUUUGGUCAGAAAGUGAAUCCUGGGUUUCGGGGAAGAGUGGAGUUUAAAUCUGAUGGACUGCAGAACAGCUCCAUAGUGAUCAGAAACGUGACUGACCAGGAUGAAGGAUGCUAUCGCUGUAUGUUUAACAUCUACCCCGAUGGUGCUUUCACUGGAAUAACAUGCCUCCAGCUCUAUGAGCUGCAUGAACCCUUUCUACACGUCAGAGAGUCACUCUCUGCUGAAGAGCUAGUCGUGUCCUGCUCAGCCACAGGUCGACCUGCUCCCACGGUAACGCUGACUGUCCCCCACCACAACUCCACCAGCGUCACCAACACCAAUGGAACAGUCACCGUCACCACUACAGCUGUGCUGUCUCGUCUCCAUGACAACAGCCACCGGGUUGGAUGUGCAGCGCGAGUGCUCUCCGGUCGUCAGAUAGAUGUGUAUGAGAUGAUUCCUGAGGUCACACUGUCGCUUCCUGAUGGUUUAGAUGUUGAAUCUGGAUCUGAUAACAGUGACUUCAUUGUUCCUUUGAUCAUUGGUUUGGUCGUCAUAGCGAUCUGUGUUGCUGCUGCUGCUGUCUUUGCUUUUUAUCUUAAACGGAAACUUCAGAUUUGUGAGCCACAAAGGGACCCCGAGGACAACAAUAGAGACACUAAUGAGCCUGUAACACCUUUGAUGGAUCCAGAACUACGACAACGGACCUCUACUGAAAAACAUGAAAAACGUGACAAAGCAGAACCGUCUGUGCGGUUUAAAAGAAACCCAGAAGACUGAGGGCCUGAAGAAGAAAACACUGAUGAAGACUCUCAAUAUCCUCAUUAAGCACUAAAUAACAUAAAAGACUCUCUUGAAUCGGGUCAUGGAAAAUAAUUCCAGCAUAAAGUAGUUUGGACUCUUGUUAUUAUUAUUAUCUGUAAAUCUGCUGCAACCGCAUUCAUUUUUUGUACUGUGUGUAAUGUGUAUUGACUUUUUUUAUACUUUUAUA
Messenger RNA from Pungitius pungitius (ninespine stickleback), 1198 nucleotides. RefSeq names its product OX-2 membrane glycoprotein-like. Lineage: Eukaryota; Metazoa; Chordata; Actinopteri; Perciformes; Gasterosteidae. Gene Ontology annotation, cellular component: neuronal cell body; cell surface; axon. The transcript has 7 exons. Bases 13 to 987 code for a protein of 324 amino acids. Gene Ontology annotation, molecular function: cell-cell adhesion mediator activity. Gene Ontology annotation, biological process: negative regulation of neuroinflammatory response; heterotypic cell-cell adhesion. The record is from RefSeq and is a predicted model, not a curated record.